AUGAAUACUGUUGACCUCGUCCGCUGUAAUUUCUCCACUCUCCUCCAGCCUGGGCUCAAUGAAGUAAAUGUGUGCUUCUCACAACAGCAUGUAUCACUACCGGACAAUCCCUGGGUGAAAGAUGUUGGUAUCAAUGGGAAUGGAAAGUAUUUUGUCGUCGACGGUCCGAUUGAUACGUCAUCUGUAAGUUUUGGCUCCUUCAACAUCCUCGUGGCAAACACAUCCCCGAAACCAAUACCAUUACGAAGUUAUGAGCCCAUAGGCCGGAUCGUCAAUGGCGGUGGUGAAAAAGUCUCAGACUCUCUACGUGCUGAGCUCAGAAAGGAGAAAGAGAAGCUGGAUGAGGCCCGUGAGGAAAUUUUUCGUGAUCCUGAUCGUGAUUUGCCGCCUACAGGAGAUCGAACUGGGCCGAGGCGAGAUGAGCAGUACGCGGCUGAGGUGCUCAAGGCCAUAAAGUUGGAGGAAUGUAAUGACCUAUCUGCUGAGCAACGGGCUGAUCUGAAGUUACUUAUAACUAAGUACUGCCGAGCCUUCCAUCUGCCAGGUGAAAUAUUCAGUGAGAUUGAGGGGUACAAGCAUCGUAUUGAGACGGGUGAUCACCCACCAAUCUACUGUACUCCUUAUGCCAUCCCAGAGAGCCAGGUGCAGUUCGUGAAAACUGAACUAGAUCGGAUGGUGGCCGAAGGGAUUUGUAGACCAAGUAAUAGUCCGUGGAGCUCUCCUGUCUUGAUUGUGAGUAAGAAGGAUGAGCAUGGCGAGAAGGUUCGCCCUAGACUUAUUUGCUCUGUGAGAGCGAUAGUAGGGGGCCAUAUCCCUCUUGUGGCCUACAUGGACGAUCUGCUGGAUCAUCUGGCCCAUCUCGCUCGAGUCUUUGAAAGGUGUCUCGAGAAGGGCAUUCGUCUCAAACCUUCCAAGUGUCAUUUCGGACUGCCUCAGAUCGAUUAUGUUGGCCAUCGUGUAUCCAGAGAAGGCAUUUCCCCUGAUCCCUCAAAGGCGAAGGAGAUCUCUGCUAUCAGUACUCUGACCAGUAAGCCUCAAUUGCAAGCCUUUCUGGGUCUGAGUGGCUACUACCGACUCGGUAGUACCGAGAUCAUAUACGUGACUAUGCUUCCCGUACAUUUCACCUUCGUCGACUUACUCGUGAAAAUGUCACGUGGCGAUGGGGUGACGUUGAGCAGUCAGAGUUUGAAGAUAUAA
This is a messenger RNA of Perkinsus marinus ATCC 50983, 1197 nucleotides long. RefSeq names its product retrovirus polyprotein, putative. The transcript has 3 exons. The coding region runs from base 1 to 1197 and encodes 398 amino acids. NCBI's taxonomy places the organism in Eukaryota, Perkinsozoa, Perkinsida, Perkinsidae. The record is from RefSeq and is a predicted model, not a curated record.